AUGGCCGUCUUCAUGAUAAACAUCUGUAAAUUCAAUGGCUGUGGCAUAACAUUUCCACGACUAGCGGACCUAAUUGAACACAUCGAAGACGUUCAUAUCGAUUAUGACCCUGCUGUCGUUGAACAAAAAGAAGCCUCUCAGCCAGCAUGCAUCCCUCUUAGUUAUGUAUUAAAAUUCUUUACGGAGGCAUCAAGGCGGGAGAUUCAAAAUAUGCCUCCAGCGGCCGACGUGCGCCGGCGCCUGCUCUCUGCGCCUAAGACGCCUUCCGUCCGAAGCAGUACACCUACAGGGAGUGAAGUAGAUGAAGAUGAACUUAUGAGCCCAUCUGAAGACAGCAACGACUCGUGGACUACCGUCGAGGAGUACAGUUCCGAGUUCAUUUUGCGAUACGGUGUAAAAAUGAAUGCAAACGCGUCAACAGGCGCGUUAGGCGCGGCGGCACAGGAGAAGCCAUUCGCGUGUCCGGUCCCUGGAUGUAAGAAACGGUACAAGAAUGUCAAUGGCAUCAAGUACCAUUCGAAGAAUGGACACAAGAAGGACGGCAAGGUAAAAAAGGCUUACAAAUGCCAAUGCGGCAAAAGCUACAAAACGGCGCAAGGCCUUAAAAGCCACUCUAUAUCGCAACACAUAGCGACCCUGCCCGGGGAUGUCCGCGCAAAUGCGCCCAAAAUGCCGAAUCUCGUAGUCACGGCCUCUCCCGCUUCCCGCCCCCCUCCACCUCCCAUAGACGCCAUUGACGCCUCCAAACUUGUCAGAAUCUAUGAUACCAUAAAAACCAAAGACCUCCCAUCCUUCACCAUACCGAAACAUAACCUAACCCAUUUAAAUAUCAUUAAUGCAACCCAAAAUGGUCAAGGGUUGCGUCAUUCGGUCAUUCUCACCUCAACCUCCUCGCCAAUAGAUAAAAUCAAGUUCGAAAGGUCCCCUAAAGUGACCGUCACUCAGGAAGCUACGUAUGACGUCUCGAGCCUGUCUCAGGCCAGCGACCGUAGAGGC
Molecule: messenger RNA, 996 nt
Organism: Brenthis ino (lesser marbled fritillary)
Lineage: Eukaryota; Metazoa; Arthropoda; Insecta; Lepidoptera; Nymphalidae
Source: the annotation of a GenBank genome assembly